This is a messenger RNA of Moesziomyces antarcticus, 1980 nucleotides long. Its product is annotated as ATPase, AAA domain containing protein. The transcript has a single exon. Lineage: Eukaryota; Fungi; Basidiomycota; Ustilaginomycetes; Ustilaginales; Ustilaginaceae. The record is from RefSeq and is a predicted model, not a curated record. Gene Ontology annotation, molecular function: ATP hydrolysis activity; ATP binding. The coding region runs from base 1 to 1980 and encodes 659 amino acids.
AUGUCGUCGCAAACCGAUGAUGAUUCGGUGUGGCAGCUAGUUCCGGCCAAGGAAAGCAAGCUACCCGGCGUGCAUUACAGGUUUCUCGACGCCAACGAAAGUGCAUCGAGCCAUAACGAUGUCGAAACCUUGCAGAUCCCACUGCUCAGGCUAGUGCACCUGCUCGUCGGAUCGAGGACGGGUGCCACGACGGUCUCACAGCAUGCUCUCAAGCUCAACAUUGGACGGCUUCGGUCGGCGCAGCUCGUCGUUGGACGCUACAACGCCAAUCCCGGCUGCUCUGUUGCGCGCUUCCGAGCCGCCGAGCUGUUGUCUUCGCUGGGCGUCGCAUCCGCCGCCGCCGCCAAGAAAGCUACGCAGCCAGAUCGCAUCCACAUUGCCGGCCUCGACUCGUUGCUCAACAGCAUUGACCCCGUCGAUGGCGGUCUCGGAGACCGUCACGACCUGCAGGCCGCCUAUGUCAGCUUUGACGAUCUGGAUGCCUGCUUUGCCCCUGGCAGACUGGUGACGUACCCGACUUCGGUAGGACACGCUUCUGAGCGGACCGCGGCACGCGUCUACUCUUGCCACUUUGAAGAGCGACGCAGUGCCUUUGGUAGUAUCGAGCGCCAGUUCAAUCUGGAGCUGGAGAUGGUCGUGCCUCUCGGAAGCCGACUUGGACUGGUGACAUUCACCGAGACGUUCAGCGGUUGGACGGGUGAGCGACGCAAGCGCAUCGCCGAGCUGCUUGUCCGCCCGCUUCUGCCCGGCCGAGACGAAAAGGAGCUGGAGACCUUUGAGCUUCGCGGCCGUCGAUGUCUGUCGUUGCUUCCUGGCGCCAACGAGGCGGAGCGCUAUCGCUUCCUCGCCUACGAGGCCGGGGGCUUCUUUGCGCAUGCCGAUCGGACGACUAGCACGGCGUCGACCGCCGCCUUGGCCAGCGCUGCCGGUUCCGGCGGUCGUAUCGUUAUAGACGGCGACAUGGCGCUGGCUCUGGGCCACCAUCCGUCGCAGGGCAGCAGCGAGGCAGACCAUGCCCUUCUCUCUGCAGCGGGAAGAUACAAGCGAUCCGGUGACAACGCUGAAGGGCUCUUGGUCCUCGACGCGAUGCCUGACAGUCUUAUUCCGCUCGUGUGGCCUGCCUUGUCUGGCUUCAGCCUGACUGCGAAAAGAUGGGGCCAUGUGCUUAUUUCUUCGCUGUCGGAGAUCCGUUUCAACCGAGCCGCCUUCGACCAGCUCGUUCUGUCUCCCGAGCGCAAACGUUUGAUCCACGCCGUUGUCAAUGCGCAUCGACAAGAGCAGCCGGGCCAGGCAAAGCGCACUGCACGAUUCCGCGACAUUAUUGCGAGCAAGUCAGGAGGCACGGUCUUCUUGCUCCAUGGCGCGCCCGGCGUGGGCAAGACGCUGACCGCCGAGGCGGUGGCAGAGAUGCUGGGGCGGCCGGUGUACUACGUCACCAUGGGCGAGCUGGGCACGGCGGUGGGAAACGUCGAGGCGCGAUUGGCACAGGUGCUGGAUCUGUGCGCUGCGUGGCGUGCGGUGGUGCUGAUCGACGAGGCCGACGUAUUCCUCGAGCGCCGCGCAUCUGGCGGAGCGGGCGACAUCCUGCGCAACGCCCUCGUGUGCGUGGUGCUGCGUCUGAUCGAGUACUUUUCAGGCAUCCUGUUCCUCACGACGAAUCGGGUAGCCUCGUUCGAUCCUGCGCUGGAGAGCCGCGUGACGAUUGCACUUCGCUACGAUGCUCUGGAUGCCGGCGCUCGCGAGCAGGUGUGGCGGAACUUGCUGGGCAAUUUGGAGGACUCGGACGUGGAUCUGGGGCAACUGGACUUUGGGCGACUUGCGAAGCACGACCUGAAUGGCCGGCAGAUCAAAAACACGAUCCGGCUGGCGCUUGCACUGGCUGUCGACUCGCACUCGCCUCUCGACCAGGCCCUGCUCGAUCUCACGCUUCAGACGACGAUGAUCGGCCGACUGGAGAUGGAAGGCGGCUAUUCGAUCUGA